AUGGAGGACUGCAACGUGCACUCGGCUGCCAGCAUCCUGGCCUCAGUGAAAGAGCAGGAGGCCCGCUUUGAGCGACUGACGCGAGCCCUGGAGCAGGAGCGGCGCCAUGUUGCCCUGCAGCUGGAGCGUGCCCAGCAGCCUGGCAUGGGCAGUGGUGGUGUGGGCAGUGGGCAGCCCCUGCCAAUGGCCUGGCAACAGCUGGUCCUGCAGGAGCAGAGCCCGGGCAGCCAGGCCUCACUGGCCACAAUGCCAGAGGCACCCGAGGUGCUGGAGGAGACAGUGACAGUAGAGGAGGACCCUGGCACGCCCACCUCCCACGUGUCCAUUGUCACGUCAGAAGACGGCACUACCCGGCGCACUGAGACCAAGGUCACCAAGACGGUCAAGACGGUGACCACGAGGACAGUGCGGCAGGUGCCCGUAGGCCCAGAUGGCCUCCCCCUGCUGGACGGCGGCCCUCCACUAGGCCCCUUCACAGACGGCCCUCUGGACCGGCACUUCCUGUUGCGCGGGGGUGGUCCGGCAGCAACACUUUCCCGAGCCUACCUCAGCAGCGGGGGCAGCUUUACCGACGGCCCCGAGCCCCGUGAUGUCCCCAGCUACGGCAGUCUCUCCCGUGGGCUGGGUGUGCGGCCCGCACGUGGCCCCCUUGGCCCAGGCCCCGUCGAUGGCAGCUUCACACUGCCUGGCCGACGUGAGGCCUUCCCUGCAGGCCCUGAGCCUGUGCCACCAGCUGGUCGCUCCCAGCCCGAGCGCUUCCAGGCAGAGCCAUACGGCUUGGAGGAUGACACCCGCAGCCUGGCUGCUGAUGACGAAGGUGGCCCGGAGCUGGAGCCUGACUAUGGCACUGCCACAAGGAGGAGGCCUGAGUGCGGACGUGGCCUUCGUACCAGGGCCUACGAGGAUGUGGCAGAUGAUGGUGGUGAGCUGAUGGAGGAGCGGCCCCCGUUUCCGGCUGCGACGGCACCCCUGGCCCAGCCAGAACGGGGCAGCCUAGGCAGCCUGGACCGAGUGGUACGGCGAUCACCCUCAGUUGACAGCGCCCGUAAGGAGCCGCGUUGGCGGGACCCCGAGCUGCCAGAGGUUCUGGCCAUGCUGCGACACCCCGUGGACCCUGUGAAAGCCAAUGCAGCCGCCUACCUGCAACACCUGUGCUUUGAGAACGAGGGUGUCAAGCGCCGUGUACGGCAGCUGCGGGGCCUGCCUCUGCUCGUGGCUCUGCUGGACCACCCGAGGGCGGAGGUACGGCGGCGGGCCUGCGGGGCUCUGCGAAACCUCUCCUACGGCCGAGACGCGGACAACAAGGCCGCCAUCCGGGACUGUGGCGGUGUGCCUGCCCUGGUGCGCCUGCUGCGGGCUGCCCGGGACAAUGAGGUCCGAGAGCUUGUCACAGGCACACUCUGGAACCUGUCAUCCUACGAGCCCCUGAAGAUGGUCAUCAUUGACCACGGCCUGCAGACGCUGACCCACGAAGUCAUUGUGCCCCACUCGGGCUGGGAGCGCGAGCCCAACGAGGAUUCCAAGCCAAGGGAUGCUGAGUGGACAACAGUCUUCAAGAACACAUCGGGCUGCUUGAGGAACGUGAGUUCGGAUGGUGCAGAGGCCCGGCGGCGGCUCCGGGAAUGUGAAGGGCUGGUAGACGCCCUGCUGCACGCUCUGCAGUCAGCUGUGGGCAGGAAGGACACGGACAACAAGUCGGUGGAGAACUGUGUGUGUAUCAUGCGGAACCUGUCCUACCACGUGCACAAGGAGGUGCCUGGGGCCGACAGGUACCAGGAGGCUGAGCCGGGGCCCCCGGGCGCUGCUGCGGGCUCCCAGCGCCGGAGGAGGGAUGACGCUGGCUGCUUUGGUGGCAAGAAGGCCAAAGAGGAGUGGUUCCAUCAAGGGAAGAAGGAUGGCGAGAUGGACCGGAACUUUGACACACUGGACCUGCCCAAGCGAACUGAGGCUGCCAAAGGCUUUGAGCUGCUGUAUCAGCCCGAGGUGGUACGUCUCUACCUCUCCCUCCUCACCGAGAGCCGGAACUUUAACACCCUGGAGGCUGCUGCUGGUGCCCUACAGAACCUCAGCGCCGGCAACUGGAUGUGGGCCACCUACAUCCGUGCCACGGUGCGCAAGGAGCGUGGCCUUCCGGUGCUCGUGGAGCUGCUGCAGUCCGAGACUGACAAGGUGGUGCGUGCUGUCGCCAUCGCCCUGCGCAACCUCUCCCUGGACCGGCGCAACAAGGACCUCAUUGGGAGCUAUGCCAUGGCCGAGCUGGUGCGGAACGUGCGCAAUGCGCAGGCUCCGGCGCGACCGGGUGCCCGCCUGGAGGAGGACACCGUGGUGGCCGUGCUCAACACCAUCCACGAGAUCGUGUCCAACAGCCUGGACAAUGCGCGCUCACUACUCCAGGCCCGAGGCGUUCCAGCGCUGGUGGCCCUUGGCGCUGCCAGCCAAUCGGUACGUGAAGCGAAGGCCGCCUCCCACGUGCUGCAGACUGUGUGGAGCUACAAGGAGCUGCGUGGCGCCCUACAGAAGGACGGCUGGACCAAGGCACGCUUCCAGUCAGCCGCUGCUACCGCUAAGGGACCCAAAGGAGCACCGAGUCCCGGAGGCUUUGACGACAGCACGCUGCCACUGGUGGACAAAAGCCUUGAUGGUGAGAAACCAGGCAGCCGGGACGUGAUCCCCAUGGAGGCACUUGGCCCAGACGGAUACUCCACUGUGGACCGGAGGGAGAGGAGGGCUCGAGGUAGUGACCCUGCAGGGGAGGCCUCUGAGAAGGAACCGUUGAAACCCGACCCCGGCAGGAAGGUUCCUCCUGGGCCCAGCAGGCCUGCAGUCAGGCUGGUGGACGCCGUGGGGGACGCUAAGCCUCAGCCUGUUGACUCCUGGGUCUAG
This is a messenger RNA of Odobenus rosmarus divergens (Pacific walrus), 2883 nucleotides long. It is a transcript of the gene ARVCF, whose product is annotated as armadillo repeat gene deleted in velocardiofacial syndrome. The coding region runs from base 1 to 2883 and encodes 960 amino acids. Gene Ontology annotation, biological process: cell-cell adhesion; cell-cell junction assembly. The record is from RefSeq and is a predicted model, not a curated record. Gene Ontology annotation, molecular function: cadherin binding. Gene Ontology annotation, cellular component: plasma membrane; cytoplasm; nucleus. The transcript is spliced from 17 exons. Lineage: Eukaryota; Metazoa; Chordata; Mammalia; Carnivora; Odobenidae.